AUGUCUCGGGGCGGGCGAGGCGGAUUUCGAGGAGCAAGAGAUGGGGGCCUAAAGGGAGCAACAUGGGAAUAUGAUGCCGACCUCCGACUUGAGACCAAACCCUCCGAUAAAUUCCCAAAGCAUCCCAAUUUGAAAAGACCGUCACCCUUCACCGAAAUUGAAGAGCGGCAAAUUAAGCAAUUCAAAGACCUGCAAACCCAAAUCCACCGCGGACCUCUUUAUACCCAAUCGACGAAGCGCAAUUUGGACCAUCCAACGAAGACCUUUGGCGAGGAUCAGUUCAACCGCCAAUAUGGUACAAACCGCAAGGCUGAUAUGGACCCUUUUCUGGGUGUUGAGACAUAUUCCAUGAGAUAUCUUCCAAAAAAGAAUGAUAUACCUAAGCUGUCUGGCCGUCCAUUCAGCAAGGAGCUUUUCCCUAAAGAACUGUGGUCAACACUUGACGGAGCCGAAGGUGAAGAAGUCCGUACAUCUAUCAAUCGAGCAAUGCAGAAGAAGGCCCUCAUAUUAGGGUCCAUGAAAGAUCCAUCGGAGAAGACAAAGGCCGUUUUAGAGAAAAUCUUCUCGGUUGCAGGCGACGGCGACGAUAUCGAGGAGGCCGAGGAUGAGGUUGAGGAUGAGGCUGAGGUCGACUCUGAAUUCGAAGACGACGAGAUGGCGGGCGAUUAUGACGGCGAGCAGUACUUUGACAAUGGUGAAGACCGAGAUGAAGGAGAUGGUGGAGGUGGCGAUGAUGACUACUGA
This is a messenger RNA of Venustampulla echinocandica, 744 nucleotides long. RefSeq lists its product as uncharacterized. Gene Ontology annotation, cellular component: RNA polymerase III complex. Gene Ontology annotation, biological process: transcription by RNA polymerase III. The record is from RefSeq and is a predicted model, not a curated record. Bases 1 to 744 code for a protein of 247 amino acids. NCBI's taxonomy places the organism in Eukaryota, Fungi, Ascomycota, Leotiomycetes, Helotiales, Pleuroascaceae. The transcript has 4 exons.